AUGACCCCACUGCAUCCCAAAGUGGAUUACACAAUGACGUGGAGAAUGGGACCCCGUUUCACCAUGCUGAUGGCAAUGUGGCUGGUGUGUGGGUCAGAACCCCACCCCCAUGCCACGAAUAGAAGGAGCCACGGAGGACAGAAAGUGCCUUUGGUUUCCCCAGUGGGCAAUAGGCCAGCUCGGUUUCUGAGGCAUACUGGGAGGUCUCGUGGCGUUGAGAAAUCCACUGUGGAAGACCCAAACCUUCAGCCUGUCCAGAGAAGGAGGAGUGUGCCAGUGUUGAGACUAACUCGCCCAACCGAGCUGCCAGCUGCCUUGGGCAUCAAUGGAGCCCCAGUGAGACCUGAGCAGAGACCAGCAGCCAGGCGCUCUCCCCGUGAAAUGGUCCGGGAUGAGGGGUCCUCAGCACGGUCGAGAAUCUUGCGCUUCCCCUCCGGGUCCAGCUCUCCCAACAUCCUUGCCAGCUUUGCGGGGAAGAACCGGGUGUGGGUCAUCUCAGCCCCUCACGCCUCUGAAGGCUACUACCGCCUCAUGAUGAGCCUCCUGAAGGACGACGUGUACUGCGAGCUGGCGGAAAGGCACAUCCAGCAGAUCGUGCUGUUCCACCAGGCGGGCGAGGAAGGGGGCAAGGUGCGGAGGAUCACCAGCGAGGGCCAGAUCCUGGAGCAGCCGCUGGACCCCAGCCUCAUCCCGAAGCUGAUGAGCUUCCUGAAGCUGGAGAAGGGCAAGUUUGGCAUGGUGCUGCUGAAGAAGACGCUGCAGGUGGAGGAGCGCUACCCUUACCCGGUCAGGCUGGAGGCCAUGUACGAGCUCAUCGACCAAGGCCCCAUCCGCAGGAUAGAGAAAAUCAGGCAGAAGGGUUUCGUCCAGAAAUGCAAAGCAGCCGGCGUGGAGGGCCAGGUGGUGGAGGAGGGGAACGGUGGUGGCGGGGGAGCAGGCAGGCAGAGCCCCGGCAGUGAGAAGAGGAAAGAGGACCCCAGGAGAGCCCAAGUGCCGCCGACCAGAGAGAGCCGGGUGAAGGUGCUGAGGAAACCCGCCACCACGACGGUGGCUUUGCCCCCUCCUCCCCCAACCCCGAGGCCCACAACCCUUCCUCCGGUUCCAGCCACAACAGGGACUAGGGCUACGGCUCGGGUGGUAACGAUAGCCACAAGACCUACCACCACCACUGCCUUUCCAACCACUCCGAGGCCCUGGACCCCCUCGGCCUCCCACAGGCCCACCGCAACCACUGAUGUAACCACUGCCAGGGGGCCCUCAGUCUCAGAGCAUCUCUACCCUCCAGGCCGGAAGGAGCAGCACAGGGAGAGGCUGCAGGCCACCAGACGGCCAGGCAAGACCACCAGCUUUGAGAGCUUCACAGCCGCCCCUCCCACCACCAUCUCAGAGCCCAGCACCAGGGCUGCUGCCCCAGGCCGUUUCCGGGACAACCGCACGGACAGGCGGGAACACGGCCACCAGGACCCAAAUGUGGUGCCAGGUCCUCACAAGCCAGCAAAGGAGAAACCUCCCAAAAAGAAGGCUCAGGAGAAAAUUCUCAGCAAUGAGUACGAGGAUAAGUAUGACCUCAGCGGGCCUACCACCUCCCAGCUAGAGGAGGAGCUGCAGGUGGGGAAUAUUUCUCCCCCCAAAACCAAGGAGUCUAAAAAGCAUGAAAGGCUUGAGAAACCAGAGAAGGAGAAGAAAAAAAAAGUGAAGAAUGAGAAACCAGACAAGUUACUCAAGAGUGAAAAACAAAUGAAGAAGGCUGAGAAAAAGAGCAAGCAGGAGAAGGAGAAAAGCAAAAAGAAGAAAGCAGGUAAAACGGAGCAGGAUGGCUAUCAGAAACCCGCCAGCAGACAUGCCACCCAGAGUCCAAGGAAGGCGGUAGCCGACGUGCUGGGGUCCUUUGAAGGAAAGCGCAGGCUCCUUCUGAUCACUGCUCCCAAGGCUGAGAACAACAUGUAUGUGCAACAGCGUGAUGAAUAUCUGGAAAGUUUCUGCAAGAUGGCCACCAGGAGAAUCUCCGUGAUCACUGUCUUCGGCCCUGUCAACAACGGCACCAUGAAAAUCGACCAUUUUCAGCUAGACAAUGAGAAACCUAUUCGAGUGGUGGAUGAUGAAGACUUGGUAGACCAGCAUCUCAUCAGUGAGCUGAGGAAAGAGUAUGGGAUGACCUACAAUGACUUCUUCAUGGUGCUGACAGAUGUGGAUCUGAGAGUCAAGCAGGCAGUACUGGUAGCCUUCUGCUUCUUUUCCAGGUUCCGAUGGAGGAGGCGGUUGCUGGUGAUCUCUGCUCCUAAUGAUGAAGACUGGGCCUAUUCACAGCAGCUCUCUGCCCUCAGUGGUCAGGCAUGCAAUUUUGGUCUGCGCCAUAUAACUGUUCUGAAGCUUUUAGGCCUCGGAGAUGAAGUUGGGGGAGUGUUAGAACUAUUCCCUAUUAAUGGGAGCUCUGUUGUUGAGCGAGAAGACGUACCAGCCCAUUUGGUGAAAGAUAUACGUAACUAUUUUCAAGUAAGCCCAGAGUACUUCUCCAUGCUUCUUGUUGGAAAAGAUGGAAAUGUCAAAUCCUGGUAUCCUUCUCCCAUGUGGUCCAUGGUGAUUGUGUAUGAUUUAAUUGAUUCAAUGCAACUUCGGAGACAGGAAAUGGCCAUUCAGCAGUCACUGGGGAUGCGCUGCCCAGAAGAUGAGUAUGCAGGCUAUGGUUACCAUAGUUACCACCAAGGAUACCAGGAUGGUUACCAGGAUGAUUAUCGGCAUCAUGAGAGUUAUCACCAUGGAUACCCUUACUGAACAGAAAUAUGUAACCUUAGCCUCAGCCAGUUUCUCCUGCAGCUGCUGGAGCCACAUGUGGCCAGCUCUGUUCUUCUACACUGCCUACAUUCCCUGCCUUUUCCUUUCAGUGUUCUUCAAAGAUUAAAUAAAUAGCAAACUUUCACCUA
This is a messenger RNA of Otolemur garnettii (small-eared galago), 2921 nucleotides long. It is a transcript of the gene CCDC80, whose product is annotated as coiled-coil domain containing 80. Bases 1 to 2772 code for a protein of 923 amino acids. NCBI's taxonomy places the organism in Eukaryota, Metazoa, Chordata, Mammalia, Primates, Galagidae. The transcript has 7 exons. The record is from RefSeq and is a predicted model, not a curated record.